Messenger RNA from Sphaeramia orbicularis (orbiculate cardinalfish), 1485 nucleotides. It is a transcript of the gene sfxn2, whose product is annotated as sideroflexin 2. The coding region runs from base 1 to 963 and encodes 320 amino acids. The record is from RefSeq and is a predicted model, not a curated record. The transcript has 11 exons. Lineage: Eukaryota; Metazoa; Chordata; Actinopteri; Kurtiformes; Apogonidae. Gene Ontology annotation, molecular function: monoatomic ion transmembrane transporter activity. Gene Ontology annotation, biological process: monoatomic ion transport; serine import into mitochondrion. Gene Ontology annotation, cellular component: mitochondrial inner membrane.
AUGGCUUUGAGCUCAUUCGAUAUCGAUGCGCCACGAUGGGAUCAGUCCACGUUUAUGGGCCGACUCAAAUACUUCUUCAGCGUCACUGACUGUCGAACGGCGCUGCUGCCAGACUCCCGCCUGGAUGAGGCCAAAGCGUUAGUGGAGAGCUGCAGGGCUGGAUCCAUCCCCCCCGGGACCACGGAGGAACAGCUGUACUUCGCCAAGAAGCUCUACGACUCGGCCUUCCACCCGGACACCGGAGACCGCAUGAACCUCAUCGGCCGCAUGUCCUUCCAAGUUCCCGGAGGCAUGGCCAUCACUGGCGCCAUGCUGCAGUUUUACAAGACAGUUCCUGCUGUGGUGUUCUGGCAGUGGGUCAAUCAGUCUUUCAACGCUCUGGUCAACUACACAAACCGAAACGCUGCCUCCCCCAUCACUCCAAAGCAGAUUGGAAUAGCCUACGCCACGGCAACUAGCACGGCCUUGGCAACAGCGGUUGGACUCAACCUGUACACGAAGAAAGCCCCUCCUCUUGUGGCUCGCUGGGUUCCCUUUGCAGCGGUGGCAGCUGCCAACUGUGUGAACAUCCCCAUGAUGAGACAGCAGGAAAUCCUGAACGGCAUUGCAGUCACAGAUGAAAACGGCAACAAAUUAGGCCACUCGACGAAAGCAGCUGUGAAGGGCAUCACCCAGGUGGUCGUGUCUCGGAUCACCAUGGCCGCACCAGGAAUGAUUAUUCUGCCCAUCAUCAUGCAGAGGCUGGAAAGAUACAAGUUCAUGCAGAGGAUCACGUUUCUUCAUGCACCGAUCCAAGUGAUGAUGGUGGGAAUGUUCUUGGUGUUCAUGGUGCCUGCUGCCUGCUCACUGUUCCCUCAGAGAUGCUCCAUCGCUGUGUCCAAACUGGAGCCUGAGCUUAGAGACUCCAUCGUGUCCCAGUGCGGAGACAGCGUCCAAUAUGUGUACUUUAACAAAGGCCUCUGAGGAGCCGACACAGGAGUGUUUUUAACAGCCUGGUUCUGCAGCAGAGCUAAUGAAACACUGGGUUCCUACGUCGUGGUGAUUAAUGAGAGCUGUCCGAGGGCUUGGACGAUCCUUUUACUCUUAUUUUAUAUGGUUUAAUCAUGUGUCUGUAGCUCUGGUGACCAAAACGUGUUUUUUUUUUUGUUUUUUUUUCCCUCUACACAUGACACAUCCCAGAGGCACUGGGUGCUCCUGUUGACAAACCAAAUGAGCUCAUCUCAGGAACAGAGCAUUACUUUGGUUGUUUACUCGUCGUAUGUCUGGGCCUGUUUUUCAUCAUCUUAUAUUAGUGGGCGUUUUUUUUUCCUCCUUUCAUUCUUCUUUAAAUCUGUGCCUUCUUCGUAGUUGCAGGGGUGUCGAUGCUGCUGGGCUUUUGUUUUCCUUUUUCUAAAUCAGGGGUCUCAAACAUGUGUCCCGGGGGCCAAAUGCGUUCCCCCAAAGGUUCCAAUCCGGCCCCUGGGAUGAAUUUACAAAGUGCGAAAA